Capsella rubella is the source of this 2229-nucleotide messenger RNA. RefSeq names its product probable L-type lectin-domain containing receptor kinase VI.1. The record is from RefSeq and is a predicted model, not a curated record. Gene Ontology annotation, molecular function: protein kinase activity; ATP binding; carbohydrate binding. NCBI's taxonomy places the organism in Eukaryota, Viridiplantae, Streptophyta, Magnoliopsida, Brassicales, Brassicaceae. Gene Ontology annotation, cellular component: plasma membrane. Bases 73 to 2157 code for a protein of 694 amino acids. The transcript has a single exon. Gene Ontology annotation, biological process: protein phosphorylation.
UUGCUUGAGAUUACCUUAAACACAAAUGUUCUCUUUUACUUCAUAACAAAGUCAAAAGCUCAAAGAUACUCGAUGGGCGUAUCAAGAUCCAUAAGCUCUUUCAUGUUCUUGAUCUUUCUAAUUCUAUCAUCGAACGUUUUUAAAUGGUCUGUUCUUGUUGAGGCCACAACAGCAGCAAGAUUCACAUUCAGAGGUUUCAAAGGAAACCAAACAGAGAUUCAAACAGAAGGAGCUUCCACAAUCCAACGCGACAAUGAUCUUCUUAGACUAACUGAUCGGAACCACAACGUCACUGGAACAGCCUUUUACCGCAAACCUAUUAGAUUGCGUGACUACACCAAUUCAUCCAACUUCAAAGUAUGUUCCUUUAGCUCUUCUUUCGUCUUUGUCAUAAUCCCUUCAAGUCCCGGAAACGGUGGUUUUGGAUUCACGUUCACACUUUCUCCGACCCCGAAUCGUCCCGGAGCAGAAUCAGCACAGUAUCUAGGGCUUUUGAACAGAUACAACGACGGGAAUCAAUCGAAUCACGUGUUCGCUUUGGAAUUCGACACGGUCCAAGGAUUUAAAGACGGUGCCGACCGAAGAGGAAACCACAUCGGUCUCAAUUUCAACAGUCUCUCCUCCGAUGUACAAGAGCCGCUCAUUUAUUACGAGACCGCUGAUCGAAAAGAGGAUUUCCAGCUCGAUAGCGGCGAACCAAUCAGAGUUAAUCUCGAUUACGACGGAUCCAGCAAAACCUUUAACGUUACAAUCUAUCCGACGCGAUUAGGGUUUAAACCUAAAAAGCCUAUGAUCUCGGGACGAGUUUUGGAGCUGUCGGGGAUCGUGGAGGAGGAAAUGUAUGUCGGGUUCACUGCCGCGACUGGGAAAGACCAGUCUAGUGCUCACUUUGUAAUGGGUUGGAGUUUUGCUAGCUGUGGAGAAAAGCCAGUGGCGGAUUGGCUCGAUCUCUCGCAGCUUCCUUCUCCACCACCAAAUACAAGCUUGCGUAACAAGAAAGGUUACGCCUCUAGAGUUAUUGCUUUGAUUGUAGCUUUAUCGAUCGUUACAGUGGUCUUGCUUGUGUUACUGUUCGUAUUCGUCAUGUACAAAAGGAAAAUCCAAGAGGAAGAGAUUUUAGAGGAUUGGGAGAUUGAUUAUCCUCAUAGAUUCAAAUACAGAGAUCUCUACUUAGCAACGAAGCGAUUCAAAGAGAGUGAGAUCAUCGGUACUGGAGGGUUUGGAAUCGUUUACAAAGGAAAUCUAUCUUCUUCGGGUCCAAUCGCAGUGAAGAAGAUAACUUCAAAUAGCUCACAAGGUGUUCGUGAAUUUGUCGCAGAGAUCGAGAGUUUAGGGAGAUUAGGGCAUAAGAACCUCGUGAAUCUUCAAGGAUGGUGCAAACACAAAAACGAGCUUUUGUUAAUUUACGAUUAUAUCCCCAACGGAAGCCUCGACUCGCUGUUGUACAGAAGAAACGGGGUCGUGUUGCCGUGGGACGUGCGUUUCGAGAUCAUAAAGGGAAUCGCGUCGGGUCUAUUGUAUCUUCAUGAAGAAUGGGAACAAAUCGUGAUUCACAGAGACGUGAAAGCUAGCAAUGUUCUUAUUGACGAAGAUAUGAACGCUAAAUUAGGCGAUUUUGGACUCGCGAGGCUUUAUGAACGCGGGACGCUAUCGCAAACCACGAAAGUCGUUGGUACUUUAGGUUACAUGGCACCUGAGCUCACGCGUAACGGCAGAGGCUCCACCGCGUCUGAUGUUUUUGCGUUUGGCGUUUUAGUGUUAGAAAUCGUUUGUGGGCAUAGACCAACGAAUACAGAGAACUUCUUCUUAGCUGAUUGGGUUAUGGAGUUCCACACAAACGGUGGAAUCCUUAGCGCCGUGGAUCAGAAACUCGGAUCUAGCUUCAAUGGAAGAGAAGCUAGAUUAGUUCUUGCUGUGGGACUACUAUGUUGCCAUCAUAAACCAAAAACUCGGCCAUCGAUGAGAAUGGUGCUUAGAUAUUUGAACGGCGAAGAGGAUGUUCCACUGAUUGACGAAGAUUGGGGAUUGUCAGAUUCUUCGAGGGAUGAACUUAGAAUGAAUGUUGUUGGUUAUGUUUCAUCCGAUAGAGCCUCGACGUCGAAUACUUUUUCGUCUUUCUCGGGGGUUUCUUCAAGCUCUGUCGUUAGUGGUAGAUAGUUUCGUUCAUAGCACUUCUAGGAUAACUUAGAACAGUGUUAACUUGUUAAUUGUUAUGGUCUAAUUCAUGAA